Molecule: messenger RNA, 1425 nt
Organism: Jatropha curcas
Lineage: Eukaryota; Viridiplantae; Streptophyta; Magnoliopsida; Malpighiales; Euphorbiaceae
Product: protein SRG1
Source: RefSeq, a predicted model, not a curated record
GUUGGCUGAAUAUACACUUCUACAAGAGAUUAAGCUGAGGUAGCUAAAAGAGGGAAAGAAGAGUUCAGAGCUUGUUAAUUAAGAGAGAAAUAAGUGAAAAGUUUCUUGAAAAUGUCGGAAGCAGCAUUAAUGGAGGCAAAAUCAAGGCUAGGAAGCACUGUUUUGGUGCCUUCUGUCAAGGAAUUAGCGAAGGAGCAAUUUAUUUCCAUACCACCAAGAUAUGUUCACCAUGAUCAGCAACCUCCCUCUACUGUCAUCGACACCAAUUCUUUACCCCAAAUUCCUGUCAUUGACAUGGCUAAGUUACUUUCUCAAGAAUUUAUGGAUUCUGAGCUCCAAAAAUUCCACCAUGCUUGCAGAGACUGGGGUUUCUUCCAGUUAGUGAAUCAUGGAGUGAGCACAGAACUGUUGGAGAAAGUGAAGGUAGAGACUGAAAAAUUCUUCAAUCUUCCAAUGGAAAAGAAGGAGAAACUUUGGCAAAAAGCAGGAGAAAUUGAAGGAUUUGGACAGCAUUUUGUUAAUUCUGAGGAGCAGAAGCUUGAAUGGGCUGACCUCUUUUACGUUGUUACUCUUCCACCACGUUCCAGAAAACCUCAUCUAUUCGACAAUUUCCCUCCCUCCUUCAGGGAUACCAUUGAAGCUUACUCAGAAGAACUGCAAGGCGUUGCCAAUAAAAUCUUUAAGCUGGUAAUAAAAGCUCUUGGAAUAAUGGAAGUUGAUUACAUAAGAGAGUUAUUUGAAGAAGGAUGGCAAGCAAUGAGAAUGAAUUACUAUCCUUCAUGUCCACAACCAGACCUUGUGAUUGGCCUGAAGCCUCAUUCUGAUGCAACUGGCCUCACCAUCCUCUUCCAGCUAAACGACAUAGUGGGACUUCAGAUAAAGAAAGAUGGGCUAUGGAUUCCUGUCAAGCCCAUUCCUAAUGCCUUUAUCAUAAACAUUGGAGACAUGUUGGAGAUUGUGACAAAUGGAAUUUACCGCAGCAUAGAACAUCGAGCAACUAUAAGUUCCAACAAAGAGAGGCUUUCAAUUGCUACCUUUCACAACCCAAAGUUUGACGCAGAGUUGGUUGCUGCUUCAAGUCUUGUUACUCCACAAACCCCACAAGCUUUUAAGAGAAUGAGCGUUUCUGAUUAUUUUAAAGGCUAUCUUUCUCGUGAACUCGAUGGAAAGUCAUUCAUUGAGUUCUUGAGGAUUCAAAAUGAUCAAAUCAAAAACAACUGAACCAAUAUGUAUUUUCUCGCAAUAAUUAAAGGUUUGAUCAUCAAAUAUAUAGUUAUAUAGGGUGUAAUUGCACAAUUAGUGCAAAAAUAAUAAAAUGCACCAGAUAUUGGUGUAGGAUUUCAAAUUCUCUGUUUCCCAUAUAUGUCUCUUAAUAUCAAGGUUGUACCUUCCUAACUCAGUAAGAAAUAUGUGGUUGCAAUUAUA